Molecule: messenger RNA, 3837 nt
Organism: Salvia hispanica
Lineage: Eukaryota; Viridiplantae; Streptophyta; Magnoliopsida; Lamiales; Lamiaceae
Source: RefSeq, a predicted model, not a curated record
AUGUCUACAAAUCCAAACACCAUACCAGUAGUUCCCAACCGGGAACAAUUGGGCAUGCCUCAAAUUGAUGAUGUUCGCCAUGAGCAUGACAUUCCGACCGUCGCCAUUCCUGCCCCAGGUGUUAUUUCCAACGGUCAAUUGGAGUGGAUGAUGUCUACAAUUGCAAAUUUGGAGUCACGUUUGGCGACAUCUGAUUGUCAAGCCAUGGAACACCGUUUUCCGUCGCGUCCUGAUUCCGAUCCACCGUAUGCUGUCCCGAUUUCAUCAUCAGUUCGUGCCUCUAACCUGCAGCAGCAGUUUCAACCGACGGUUACAGAGUGUCUCAAACAACCACUUCAGCGUGAGGUUAAGCUUCACCGGCCUUCUACACUUGUUGCGGCUUUCGCCUUAGCUAAAGAAUUAUCAGCUUGUCGUUCUGAUUUGCUUCCAUCCACCUCUGCUUAUCAGCGAAAACCGUGGAUUCCAAGAGAGUCCCGAACUCCAUACACUCCUUCGGCCGGUACAAACACCACAACAGCGCAGUCAUCACAAACGCCUCGCCCAUCAUCUGCACGAUAUCGUACGAACGAUUUGGGGAAACUUCCUGUCGUGCGGCUAUCAGGGGCAGAAAAGGCCGAUCGCUUGCGUCGUGGGCUAUGUUGGUAUUGUGAUGAAAAAUGGGUUCCUAGCCAUGUUUGCAAACAAAAUUUUCUUGCUUACAUGGGAGUUGAUGAUGGAGAUGUUGAUGAUCCAGAAUAUGAUAGUAGUCUACCCGAGGACAAUGUGAUUACAGCAGAUCUGUCCCAUUUGAAUGCUAUCGACAUUCGAAGGCGUGCGAAGUCAAUUAAUAUGGUGGGCACACUCCAUGCAACUGCAGUGAAUAUCCUUGUUGAUACCGAAAGCUCCCAUGAUUUUAUACAUCCACGCCUCGCCGAAAAGCUAAGUCUUUCGUUGACUAAAAUUAAACCUUUUCGUGUUUAUGUUGGUAAUGGUGAGUCCUUACUUUGUUCUCAUGUCAGCAAGGAGACGGUGCUCGAUCUACAAGGUCAUAUUUUCCAUGUUGAUCUACACAUUUUGGCUUUCCACGGUCCCGACAUAAUUCUAGGCAUGGAGUGGUUAGAAUCAUUGGGUCGUGUCACACACGAUUAUGUGGCCCGAACCAUGGAAUUUUACAAAGACGAUUCUCUGGUUAUUCUACGGGGCGGAUUAUCUUUACCUCAUCAGAUUUCUGUCAAUGCUUUAGCUACACUUCUGGAUUUAUUUGAAAUUGUAGCUGUUCCACCGCCUCCCCAACCGACAGUCACAGAACAACCUAUUUUUCAAGCUGAUUUGCCACAACAAAUUUUGCGCGUACUGUCAGAUUUUGCGGCUGUUUUCGGGCAGCCAGAAGGAAUGCCUCCUUCUCGUCAGUUCGAUCAUCGAAUUCACUUACUUACUGAUUCAAAGCCUGUCAACGUCCGGCCUUAUCGGUAUCCUUAUUUUCAAAAACAGGAGACUGAGAAACAAGUCGGGGCUAUGCUCGAACAAGCAUCAUUCAACCUAAAAGAUGGCACGUUUCGAUUUUGCAUCGAUUACCGUGCUCUCAACAAAGCAACCGUUCCCGACCAUUUCCCUAUUCCGACUACGGAUGAGCUAUUCGAUGAAUUGGGUGCAGCAAAGUUUUUCACGAAGCUUGACCUUCGUUCGGGUUAUCAUCAGAUUCGGAUGCACAGAGAAGAUAUAUUUAAUACAUCUUUUCGAACACAUGAUGGUCAUUUUGAGUUCCUUGUGAUGCCAUUCGGUCUCACCAAUGCUCCUUCAACAUUUCCAGCGGCCAUGAACUCCGCUUUUCGACCCUUGUUGCGUAAGUUUGUCAUUGUGUUCUUUGAUGAUAUCCUCGUUUAUAGUCCUACUCUUGAGGUGCAUUGCAGCCAUUUAACGGAGGUCCUCUCUAUUUUGGCGGCUAAUCAAUUUUAUGUCAAGCUUUCAAAGUGCAUUUUUUGUAGUGAGUCCGUGGAUUAUUUGGGACACAUAAUUGUUAAUGGGAGACUUCAAGCAGAUCCAUCCAAAUUGGAAGCUAUGGUCGCUUGGCCUACUCCGUCGACAGUUAAACAAUUGAGGGGAUUUCUAGGCUUGACGGGCUAUUAUCGACGUUUCAUUGCUCACUACGCGAUGAUUGCCGCACCACUCACCGAGUUACUCAAAAAGGAUUCUUUCACAUGGACAUCGGUGGCGGAUGAUAGUUUCACAGCUCUCAAAGCUGCUAUGAUUUCAGCACAUGUUCUGCAGCUACCAGAUUUCAGUCGCACUUUUUGUGUUGAGACGGAUGCCUCAGAUUUUGGUAUUGGAGCGGUAUUAUUACAAGAUGGUCAUCCGUUAGCUUUUUCAGUAAAAAGCUUGGCCCUCGGCGGUGCACGGCUUCCACCUAUCACAAAGAAUUUUUCGAAUAGAGUAAAAUCCGGUGCUUCCAACAAAGUCGCGGAUGCUCUCUCACGUCGAGACCCAGACGCGGACAACGAUGGGGACCUCUUCAUGGCCAUGGCUCACCCUUUGCCUAACUUGCUGGACGACUUGCGAGCUGAGACGGCCUCUUCGGAUGUGUUGACUGCAAUCCGCCAAUCCAUUACUGACGGGUCAGCAGCUCCACAUUUUACUUAUUGUGAUGGUUUGGUUUAUUUCAAGAGGCGCAUAUAUGUGGAUCCUAACUCUCCAGCCAGAGCCCAGUUAUUAUUUGAACACCAUAAUACUCUAGCUGCAGGUCACCCAUGUGUGGAUAGAACAUUUAAACGAUUGGCAGCAUUCUUCUACUGGCCAAGGAUGCGUCGGGAGGUAAGACAGUAUGUUGCUUCAUGUGUUGACUGUCAGACGACCAAGUAUUCUACUCAACGCCCAGAGCCUUUACCUGUUCCAUCCCAAGUGUGGGACGAUGUAUCAAUGGACUUCAUUACAGGGCUCCCUCCUUCUCGCGGAUACACUGUGAUUAUGGUGGUCGUUGACAGGUUGUCAAAAUAUGCGCACUUCGCAGUAUUUCCCACUAAAUUUGAUGCUUUGCGUGUUGCUCGGUUGUUCAUUGAAACGGUCGUUAAACAUAAUGGCUUCCCAAGUACUCUUGUCUCUGAUCGUGAUCCGAUUUUUCUAAGUACAACUUGGGAACACAUGCUUCGUUUGAGUGGCACGAGGCUCCAUUUCACCACGGCCUACCAUCCUCAAUCUGGUGGGCAAAUAGAGGUACGAAAUAGAGGUCUUGAGCAAUAUUUGCGUGCUUUCACGGCCGACAAGCCGUCGAAGUGGACAGAAUUUUUACCAUGGGCUGAGUUGGCUCUUAAUUGUUUUCAUCAUUCGGGUUUGGGCACUUCCCCAUUUCAUGCCUUGUAUGGUCGAGAACCGCCAUCCUUAGUUGCAGCCCCGCCUUCCUUGGCCACACCUCCAGCAAUUGCAGACCUUAUCCGUCAACGUGGUGAGUUGCUAAUCAAAUUACGGUCCAACUUAGAGUCUGCGCAGCAGCGGAUGCGUGAUGUUGCUAAUAAACAUCGCCGUGACGUGCAUUUUGAUGUGGGUGACAUGGUUCUCCUAAAAUUACAACAGUAUAGGCAACAUUCAGUUGCUCGUCCGCUACCCGCAAAGCUCUCUCGGCGUUACUAUGGGCCCUUUAAGGUUGUGGCUAAGGUGGGGUCAGUGGCGUAUCGCCUUGAUUUGCCACAGGGCUGUAGAAUUCAUAAUGUUUUUCAUGUCGGCCUUCUACGUCCAUUUGUUGUGGGAGACUCUGUUUGUGUGCCUGCUACUCUACCUGAUGAGUUCUUUAUGUCGCACCCAAUCAAUGUACCAGAGAAGUUGCUGGAUAGACGCGUUGUGAUACAGCAAGGCAAGCCCGUGGAAUAG